CUUCAGCUCCAACAACACUGAGCGAGAGAGAGAGAGAUGUGGCUCCACUGUGUGCUGCUUUUGAUCGCCCUGAGCCGCUCUGCAGGAGAACCUCCUGAUCCACCAUCGAUCCGUCUAAAUUCUGACUUCCUUCCAAGUAAAUCUGAUCGAGUUCUUACUGCUGGCACCGAUUUCAGCCUCAGUUGCCAUGGUAACGGGUCAGUUCACUGGACCAGCACUGCAUUUCCACUGGUGUAUCGGGGCAACCUACCAGACCCUGUGGAGGUCAAACGUGCUACACCCAGGCACACUGGAACAUACACCUGCAGAUACACCAACGAGAGCCUGGCGCACCUGAACAGCUGGAUCCACCUGUAUGUCACAGACCCAGCAGAUCUCUCCAAAGUGUUUGAAACCCCUCAUGGCAUCCCCAAUCUCAAGGAGGGUGAGGACUUCCUGUUCAAGUGUCUACUGACUGACCCCUUGGUAACAAAUCUCACCCUUCAAUCAGAGGACGGGAGAAACCUGCCAAUCGCCAUGAACGUGACCUUUGAUCCUCGAAGAGGAGCCCUAAUCCGAGACCUGAAGGCUUUGUUCAAUGGCCGCUACGUGUGUUCAGGCUGGAAGGAUGGCAGACAGUUCAAAUCCAGGCCCGUGAACCUGCUGGUGCUCCCUGUGUUGCGCCACCCCCCCUCCCUGUCUGUUAGUCAGGAUGAAUUUGUCCGUCUGGUAGGAGAGCGUUUUGAGGUUACCUGUCUCUGCAGUAACCCCACCCACUUCUAUAGCGUUACCUGGACAGACCCAAGAAAGCAGAAACUCGAAGCCACUUUAAGUCGUUACUAUGGUAACAGGCGGCUGUACAUCAACAGCACUCUGAGCAUCUCUGAGGUCACCCAAACGGACAAUGGACAGUACAUGUGUACGGCAAUUAACGAGGCCGGGGUCGCCACAGCAACCAUCCAGCUCAAGGUGCUAGAACGCCCUUACCUGAGAAUCUACCUUCAGACAAGUGAGCACAUACAGGUCAGAGGACACCUGUCUGCAGCAGAUGAAAUACAGGUUAACAUUAGUGGUGGGUCACUGGAACCCAUCACUAAUGUUAGUGCUUACAGAGCUAGAAGCGCUAAAGUUAACGGCAGCAGCAGGGUGGAGGUUUACGAAGGUCGUGAUGUGGCCCUCACCUUCCUGCUGAAGGCCUAUCCUCCAAUCACAAGCCAGCGCUGGACCACACCCACACACCUCAUAAACAAUGACAGUACGGUGUACCAGGAGAGCUACGCUGCUAACAGCUACAGCUCGGAAGCCACCCUGCUGCUGCACCGCAUGCGUCCGGAGGAUCGGGGGCAAUACUUGUUUCAUUUCUCUAACUCCUUCUUCAGUGGCUCACACACCAUCGACCUCAAGGUCUUCCGUUUUCCGACUACUGAUGUCACUUUGGAGAACAGUACUCUGACAUGCAACAGCUCAGGAUAUCCACUACCCACAAUUCUCUGGUUCACCUGUCCUGGCAUCCAGCCCUCGUGUGCACACAUUGCUACCAAUGAGGUUUCUCAGGCCAGUGUGACCUCACAGGACGGUGAGGAGGUGAGGUCCCACUUCCUCCUGUCAGCUGAUGAUGAUGUCACUGUGGAGUGUGUUGCCUCCAACCUCAUGGGAGAGUCUCUGCGGGUCUUCCAUCAUCGGAAUCCAAUCAUCUUCACUCCGCCUCUGAUUGGAGUUCUGAGUGCCACCGCUGUCCUCUUCCUGCUCCUAUUGGUCGUCUUCUACAAGUGCAGACAGAAACCCAAGUAUGAGAUCCGCUGGAAGAUCAUCGAAAGCACUGAUGGAAACAACUACACCUUUGUUGACCCCACCCAGCUGCCAUACAAUCAGGAGUGGGAGUUUCCCCGAGACAAACUCCGCCUCGGUCCCAUCCUGGGCUCUGGGGCUUUCGGGAAGGUUGUUGAGGCCACGGCGUAUGGUUUGGAAACUGACAACAAGAUCACCAGAGUCGCUGUCAAGAUGCUUAAACCAAGCGCUCACUCGGAGGAACGGGAGGCUUUGAUGUCUGAGCUCAAGAUUCUCAGCCAUCUCGGCUACCAUGACAACAUCGUUAACCUGCUGGGAGCCUGUACUCAUGGGGGGCCUAUGCUGAUGAUCACAGAGUACUGUAGCCAUGGCGACCUGCUCAACUUUCUGCGGGGUCGUGCUCAGGACAUCAUGGCAUCCAUGGUGACUGUGGAUGAAGUACAGGAAGAGGCUUUCUAUAAGAACAUGGCGGCCCAGCACGCCAGGCUCCGCAGUGACAGCGGGAUCUCAUGCUGCUCGGAGUAUCAGGAGAUGCAGCCAAUUCUGAGUGCAGGGCAAACACACCAGGGUGUGCAGACAGAUGGUCUUUCAGUCAGUGACCUCAUGAGCUUUUCCUACCAGGUGUCUCAGGGUCUGGACUUCCUGUCCACCAGGAAUUGUAUCCACAGAGAUGUAGCAGCGAGGAAUGUCCUGCUGACUGAUCGUCAUGUUGCAAAGAUCUGCGACUUCGGUUUGGCCCGAGACAUUCGCAAUGAUGACAGUUACAUCGUUCAAGGAAAUGCCCGCCUCCCAGUGAAGUGGAUGGCUCCAGAGAGCAUCUUUCAGUGCGUCUACACGGUGCAGAGCGACGUCUGGUCCUACGGAGUCUUACUCUGGGAGAUCUUCUCUCUGGGAAAGAGCCCAUACCCAAACAUUGCCGUGGACACCAACUUCUACAAGAUGAUCAAAGAUGGCGGCCACAUGGAGCAGCCUGACUUCGCCCCGGCGGAGAUGUAUCAGCUGAUGAAGCUCUGCUGGAGCCUUGAGCCCACCCACAGACCCACCUUCAAAACCAUUGGUCAGCUCAUCAGCAGACUUCUCCCCUCCACCAAUGAUAUGUCAUCACGUUACAGCGACCAGCCGACUUACAGGAACAUCGACGAGUGCAGAGAAGAAGAAGAAGAAACAAUGAAGAGAGAGGAUGAGAAGCCAGGUGAGAGCAGGACGACGACGAGGGGAAGGAAUCAAAGAUGCCGAACAUCUACCAGCUGUCCUGAACCUCUCGUCCAAUCAGAACUGAGAACCCGGUCAUAUCUCCUGGCUGAGGACACUCAUCCUCACUGCUGAAAACUUUAUGGACAAACUGCAGCACCAACCAAACUCUGUGUCACACCAGCGGAUCAAAGCUUUAAACUCGGAUUCUGUUUUUUAAACUUACAUUGAACGUUUCCAGAUGUGGGCGUUUUUUAUCUCUGAUGCUGAGAGUCGAGUCGUGGCGGUGGAUGAUAAUUUUUAUGCAAACCGUCCUGUUUCUGAUUCUUCUGAUGUUUCUGGCUGUAAAAUAUCUAAAAUUAGUUUUGCUUUCAUUUGUUUCCUUUAUCAAAUUAAAUGUUUGGUGUGAAACUCGUCACAGCUGUGUGUAACGUGAGCCACGUGUCUAAGCGUGUUGGGUUGUUUCCGUGCGCAUUCUGAGUGCUCGCUGUGUAUUUGCUCGUAUGAUGUUUGUGUAACAAUAAAGUUUCUGUGAUGAUUUGGUU
Molecule: messenger RNA, 3503 nt
Organism: Neolamprologus brichardi
Lineage: Eukaryota; Metazoa; Chordata; Actinopteri; Cichliformes; Cichlidae
Source: RefSeq, a predicted model, not a curated record